UACUUGUGACUUGCCAAACAGUGACUUGGUCCCACCUCUGGGAAUUACACCCAGGCACACAGCAGACAUAUUCGUAACUGAUACAAUCCACAACACACACAACCGUACAGAACUCGAACUUCCCACCCUGAGUAUGACGUCAAAACAAGAUGGCCGCCGUGUGAAUAUGGUGAAUUCUGACUGUGACGUGAUUUAAGCAUACCGCAAAGUCCUGUAAAAUAUGUAAUUUUAAUGUAGCCCAAAAUGAUAGGCUAUUAAAAAAAGUCAGACUUUCUGCCCUACCAAAAUGUAUGGUCACCGCACGCUACUGGUUCCAUGAUUAAUAUCAGACUGCAGUGUGGUUGUCAUGAAGAUCCAAAUUGACGGCUUCAUUAGCUUAAGGACUGUUUCUUCUUUCAGAUUUUUUAAAAGUAGAUCAUCACAACAAUCACAUGAUCAAUGGCUAAGCUAUUUAAAUGUACUAUUCAUUUGACAAUUUGUUGUUAAAAAAGGCCACUAUGCAUACUUUUGUCGAUAUUCUUUUUUCCCUCUGACUGAAAGGAUGGGGACACUGACGUCACCACAGCUUCACUUCACUGGAGCAAGUCCCUGCAAGAAGUGAGUGUAACGGGAGCGACAGGUGCGGUCCCGGGGAGUUGUGUGAGCAGCCUACUUUGUCCAUAGACAGCAGGAGCAGUUGAGGUUCACACAUUAUCACCAUGGCGGAUGGAGGAACUUGUUUCAUGAUCUUUCUCAUUCUUCUAAAUACGUUUGGGGCAGCAGCAAGCCUGGCUCUUUUUGCCCUGGCCAUUUGGGUGGCAGUGGAUGGAUAUGAGUUGUAUCCCAUAUCAGGGGUCUCUGGAAAGGACGAUAUCUUUGCCGGAGCUUGGAUAGCAAUUUUCACGGGCUUCGCUUUCUUCUGCACUACUGUCUUUGGCAUCUUGGCCGUAGUGAAGAGCAGCCGUCUACUCGUCCUGCUGUACCUGAUAUUGAUGUUUAUAAUCUUCAUCUUUGAAUGUGCAUCCUGCAUCACAGCAGCAACCCACAGAGACUAUCUGGUGGGCAACAGCAACCUAGUGAAGAAACAGAUGCUGAAAUAUUACGCUGAUGACAGCUUUGCAGGACAACAGAUCACAGUGACCUGGAACAGGAUGAUGCGUGAGGUUGAAUGCUGUGGAGCAGACCGUCCACAGGAUUGGAUAGAUUAUAAUUCCACAUUUAGGAUGACAUACGGCACGACGUACCCAUGGCCCCAGCAGUGCUGCAAGAGACUCAGCAGUUUUGAGGUGGCAGACGUGGAGGGCUGCAAGGCAGGGCUGGCCAGCACCCUCUUCACCAAGGGCUGUUUUGAUCACAUUGAGUCGGUGUUUAGUCGGUACACCUGGGCUGUGAGCUGGUACGGCUUCUCGGUCCUCAUGUUCAUGUUCUGGUUAAUGCUGCUGACCAUGGGGUACUAUCUAAAGAUUUGAAGAAGAGGGAUUUCUUCUGCAACCACAGCACAUCAGAUGGUUUCUAUAUACCGGCAUACUACGCAAGGAACACAUAUCUUCAUCUGUAUAUCUCUUGUUAUGGUAUUUGUAUUUUACAUUUCUUUUGAAAAACAAAAAAAGAACCAACUUGCCAGAUGCCAACAAUGUUUGAAUACCUUGAUUUCAGAUUUGCUUUAUCUGUUAUAAUUUCAAUUCAUUCUGUUCUAUUUAAAAAGGUACACCAUGCAGGUUUAGGUAUUUUUUGGCGACUGUAGAGCUCCCUCAGAGUCGCAAUAUAUUUACAGUGCAUGAAAA
Alosa alosa (allis shad) is the source of this 1763-nucleotide messenger RNA. It is a transcript of the gene upk1a, whose product is annotated as uroplakin 1a. Gene Ontology annotation, cellular component: membrane. The record is from RefSeq and is a predicted model, not a curated record. Bases 699 to 1448 code for a protein of 249 amino acids. The transcript has 8 exons. NCBI's taxonomy places the organism in Eukaryota, Metazoa, Chordata, Actinopteri, Clupeiformes, Clupeidae.